Molecule: messenger RNA, 1424 nt
Organism: Chelonus insularis
Lineage: Eukaryota; Metazoa; Arthropoda; Insecta; Hymenoptera; Braconidae
Gene: Ubc10
Product: ubiquitin conjugating enzyme 10
Exons: 4
Coding region: 571-1044 (157 amino acids)
Source: RefSeq, a predicted model, not a curated record
GCGAAUUAGAUUUGGAAUAAUUCUAUUAUUUUAUAUUUUGUUAUUAAAUACUCUUUUAUUAAAGAAUAUCAUUUUGUUCCAUAGUAGCCACAAAUCCAAAUUCGACAAUUCUUUUUCGAAGUAACAGCUGCGGUUUAGUGACAAUGUAAAUUACAGUGUAAUUUUAAAUAUUCUAGUGUAAUGAAUCCAUGGUACCAUACUAUAAAAGAAAAAUAAUUAUAGUAUUUAUAAAUAUGGCCAUGAUAACGAUGUCGUGAUUUCGAACGCUGAAUUAAGUAUUAGUUGUUGAAUCAUUUUGUAUACGAGAUUUUGUCAAUAAACUAAAAACUUUUUGUAUUAUUUAAUCGGUAUAAUUCAAUAUAUCUAUUUGAGUUUUUUUUAAUGAAUUUUACGUGUGCAUUUAUCAGUUCAUUUAUUCGGUAAAUAUUGCAAAAAUUGUUUUUUAAACUCAUAUAUAACCCUUGUCAUCGAACAACUGCAAAAGACAAGUAAAAAUAAAAAACAAGUUAUACUUAUUCCAUCAAUUUUUCGUAAAGCUUGUCGCAAUUCUAGUAAAAUUUUACAUUCAAAAUGGCAGCUACGAGAAGAUUGCAAAAGGAGUUAAAUGAACUAAAAGCAUCAGCCAUGAAAAACUUUACAAAUAUUCAAGUAGAUGAAUCUAAUAUUCUAAAUUGGCAGGGACUGAUUUUACCGGAUAAUCCACCUUACAAUAAAGGCGCAUUUCGUAUUGAAAUCAAUUUUCCUGCAGAAUACCCUUUUAAACCUCCAAGAAUAACAUUCAAAACAAAAAUAUAUCAUCCAAAUGUUGACGAAAAGGGUCAAGUAUGUUUACCAAUUAUUACUGCAGAAAAUUGGAAACCCGCUACUAAAACCGAUCAAGUCAUUCAGGCCUUAAUUGCAUUAGUAAAUGAUCCUGAACCGGAGCAUCCGUUGAGAGCGGAUUUAGCAGAGGAAUUUUUAAAAGACAGAAAAAAGUAUCUCAAAAAUGCAGAAGAAUUCACGAAAAAGCAUGCGGAAAAAAGACGAGAAACAUCAGCAGAAUAACGUUGAUUUAUCGAAACUCACCGCGAUGCCUACUAUCUGGAAAAUUAUCGUAAUCAAACCGAUUGUUUUACAAUUUGAAUUCGAGACAUGUUCCGUGUACAGUAUUGGUUGAUUAACGAUAAAAUCAUAUUAAUUAUAAUAUUUAUAAGAUGAAAUAAAUAAUAAUAAACUUUUAAGAUUAUCAUAAAGUAUAAGCAUAUUGUAUAAAAACUGCAAUUGAUAUGAUAAUUGUAGAGUUUCUAUAAUCCAAUGUGUAUUAACAACAACGAGGUAUAUCGUAAAUUGUGACUACUAUUAACCUUAUACAAAAAAAUAUAGAUGUGCUUUACCAACAUCAUAUAUUUAACUAUCUGAUUUUAUUUUAUUUUUUAAUAUUGAAA